UGUGGGAAGGCCUUUGGUGCAGCCUCAAGUCUUAGUGUACAUAGGAGAAUUCACACUGGAGAGAAACUGUAUAUAUGUAAGGAAUGUGGGAAGUCCUUUGCUGUAGUCUCAAAUCUUAGUGUACAUAGGAGAAUUCACACUGGAGAGAAACUGUUUAUAUGUAAGGAAUGUGGGAAGGCCUUUGCUCUAGCCUCAACACUUAGUGACCACAGGAAAAUUCACACGGGAGAGAAACCAUAUAUAUGUAAGACUGGAAAGGCCUUUACUAAAUCCAUAGGCCUCAGUAUACAUAGGAGAAUUCACACUGGAGAGAAACCGUAUAUAUGUAAGGAAUGUGGGAAGGCCUUUGCUCUAGCCUCAACUCUUAGUGAACAUAGGAAAAUUCACACUGGAGAGAAACCGUAUAUAUGUGAGGAAUGUGGGAAAGCCUUUGCUACAACCUCAAAACUUACUGUACAUAGGAGAAUUCACACUGGAGAGAAACCGUAUAUAUGUGAGGAAUGUGGGAAGUCCUUUGCUGAAGCCUCAAGCCUUAGCGUACAUAGGAAAAUUCACACUGGAGAAAAACCGUAUAUAUGUAAGGAAUGUGGGAAGGCCUUUGCUAGAGCCUCAAAACUUACUGUGCAUAGGAGAAUUCACACUGGAGAGAAACCGUAUAUAUGUGAGGAAUGUGGGAAGUCCUUUGCUGAAGCCUCAAGCCUUAGUGUACAUAGGAAAAUUCACACUGGAGAGAAACCGUAUAUAUGUAAGGAAUGUGGGAAGGCCUUUGCUAGAGCCUCAAAACUUACUGUGCAUAGGAGAAUUCACAAUGGAGAGAAACCGUAUAUAUGUAAGGAAUGUGGGAAGUCCUUUGCUGAAGCCUCAAGCCUUAGUGUACAUAGGAAAAUUCACACUGGAGAGAAACCCUAUAUAUGUAAGGAAUGUGGGAAGGCCUUUGCUACAGCCUCAAAACUUACUGUACAUAGAAGAAUUCACACUGGAGAGAAACCGUAUGUAUGUAAGGAAUGUGGGAAGACCUUUGUUGUAGACUCAAGUCUUAGUGUACAUAGGAGAAUUCACACUGGAGAGAAACCGUAUAUAUGUAAGGAAUGUGGAAAGGCCUUUGCUCGAGCCUCAAAACUUACUGCACAUAUGAAAAUUCAUCUCAGAGAGAAACCUCAUCAGUGUCAGACAUGUGGGAAGGGUCAUAAAGAAUCAAGCAAGCAGUUCGUGCUGCUGCAACAGGAGCAGAGUGGUUAG
Messenger RNA from Sorex fumeus (smoky shrew), 1239 nucleotides. RefSeq names its product zinc finger protein 345-like. Gene Ontology annotation, biological process: regulation of transcription by RNA polymerase II. Lineage: Eukaryota; Metazoa; Chordata; Mammalia; Eulipotyphla; Soricidae. The record is from RefSeq and is a predicted model, not a curated record. Gene Ontology annotation, molecular function: DNA-binding transcription factor activity; RNA polymerase II cis-regulatory region sequence-specific DNA binding.